UACCGUAUUGUUGUUUUUUUUAUUUUUAUUGAUAAAAAUUUAUUAAUUAAAUAAUAAUCAUGAAUUUUAUAAGAAGUUUAAGACAACUUCAACCAUUCAGAAGCCUGAGUCAAGUGUUUACUCAAUCAAACGUCAUUGUAACUCCAAAAUUAAAUUUAUCAACAACUCAAGGAAAAUUAGUAAAUUUAUCAUCAAUUAACAAUAUGUCAAGUAUAAAAAAAAAUGUUGACUUUGAUGGUCUUUUAGAAGCUCAAAAUGAUAAAAAUAUUUUAAUAAUUGACGUUCGUGAACAAUCAGAAAUUGAUGAGACUGGAAAAUUACCAGGCAGUAUUCACAUUCCAAUGGCAAAUGUUUCAAGUCAAUUACAAAUAAAUAAUGAUGAUUUUCAAAAGAAAUAUCAAACUUCAAAACCAACAAAACAAACAAAAAUUGUUUUAAGUUGUAGAUCUGGAAUGAGAAGUGGUAAAGUUCAAGAAGAACUUCAAAAAUUAGGCUAUGAAAAUGCCUAUAAUUAUACUGGAGGCUGGAGUGAAUGGGAAAGUAAACAAAAAUCUUAAUAAAAAUUUUAUGAUAUUAAUAAUCUUAUUGAUAAAUAAAAGCAAAAAAAAUAUUGAUAAAAUUAAAUAUUUAC
This is a messenger RNA of Aphidius gifuensis, 631 nucleotides long. Its product is annotated as rhodanese domain-containing protein CG4456-like. Bases 60 to 557 code for a protein of 165 amino acids. NCBI's taxonomy places the organism in Eukaryota, Metazoa, Arthropoda, Insecta, Hymenoptera, Braconidae. The transcript is spliced from 4 exons. Gene Ontology annotation, molecular function: thiosulfate-cyanide sulfurtransferase activity. The record is from RefSeq and is a predicted model, not a curated record. Gene Ontology annotation, cellular component: mitochondrion.